This is a messenger RNA of Columba livia (rock pigeon), 485 nucleotides long. RefSeq names its product small integral membrane protein 11 (gene SMIM11). The record is from RefSeq and is a predicted model, not a curated record. NCBI's taxonomy places the organism in Eukaryota, Metazoa, Chordata, Aves, Columbiformes, Columbidae. The coding region runs from base 90 to 278 and encodes 62 amino acids. The transcript has 3 exons.
CUGCCCUGGUCUGCGCUUUUAGAAGUGUGACGCUCGUCAGUACUGGGCACAGCCUGCUGCAAGACGGACAACAUUAUUACGCAGCCAAGAUGGUGGCAUUUAACUGGAAGGCUUUGGAGAAUUUCCCAUUGCUGAUGUACAUUUUGGCAGCUAAAACAUUGAUUCUUUGCCUAGCAUUUGCUGCAGCAAAAAUGUACCAGAGAAAAAGAAUUGAAGAAAAACUGAAGAGGGAACAUGAAGUGAGAUUGAAAAAAGAAGCAGAGAAGAAGGAAGAUUGAAGAGUCUCUCAGAUUUUCCGACACUUGGCAACUUGCGUUGGAUUCCUUUCCCGGGAGAGUGAAGCCUUCCUGUAGAUGAAGGAUGUGUCAAAGGAGUAAAACCAAGAGUAACAGUCGCUUAAACUGUAUCUCAACUUUUUAUACAUGCAGCAAAAUAUCUAAGCAUCUAUUUAUGCAAUAAAAAGUCCUUUGUAAAAAAAAAAAUAA